Molecule: messenger RNA, 1653 nt
Organism: Fusarium sp. VM40
Lineage: Eukaryota; Fungi; Ascomycota; Sordariomycetes; Hypocreales; Nectriaceae
Source: the annotation of a GenBank genome assembly
AUGUCUUCCUCAAGCAGUUCGUUGCUGCAGAAUCUUGUAGCUAACGUGCGGGAUGGCAACUUCAGCUCGUCAACGGUGUGGUACACAGCGGUUUUGGCGGCGGCUGUGGCCUUGUCCCUGCUGAACAGGCUGCUGAGUCCCCGCAUUGACCCACGCGAACCACCCGUUGUGAAACCUACAGUUCCGUGGAUUGGACACAUCAUCGGCGUCAUUCGCCAUCAGGCAGAUUACGGCAGGAUACUGCACGAUGCGAACCCCAAUCUCCAGCUCGCGACGCUGCCCAUGCUCAAUGGCAAGCUCUACGUCGUCUUCGACCCCAAUCUCCUGCAGACGCUCCUCCGCAACAAAACCGCCUCGUUCGAACCCUUUGCCAUCGACUACGCCCAAAAGACCUUUGACCUGACCCCUAAGACCUUUGCGAAAGUCAAGGUCCCUGGUGUCUACGAUGAGUUCACCGACGCUAUCCACGCGAGCUUCCAGACUGCUAGUCUGCACCAGAUGAACGUUGAGUUCCUGGGCUGCAUCUCUGCUAAGCUGGAUCCUAUGAGCAAUGGGACAAUGCGCGCGAAUACGACGAGCCAUGGGAGGGAGCAAUUCGUGAAUGGGACACUGCAGGUGGAGAAUCUGUAUCUUUGGUGUCGCGAUGUGAUGAGCCUUGCUACCACAAAGGCUCUCUAUGGCGACCGCGAUCCCUUCGGCGGCAACCCAUCGCUCAUCGAGGACAUGUGGCUCUUCGAAGAAUCCGUCCCGUACUUCCUCCUGUCCCUCUUCCCCUCCGUUACCAUGCCGAAAGCCUUCAAAGCGCGCUCAACCCUGCAAGCAAUCGUGUGCGACUGGUACGCGGCGAACCACGACGUCAACGACCCGACAGUCUCCGCCCUCGUGCGCAACCGCGCCGCCUCCCUCCGCAAGAACGGCCUCACCGGUUACGAGAUCGGAAAAUUCGAGGUCAUCCUUCCCAACGUCGCGACGCUCAACGCCGUGCCUACCUUCUACUGGCUUCUCCUCUACAUCCUCGACCGACCCGAUCUGCUCGCGCGGAUCCGCGCCGAAGCCGAAGCUGCAGCGGUGGUGUCAUGGGACAAUGGCAGGCGGGCGGUUAGUUUCAACAUUGCAGACUUCGAUGCGAAGCUCCCCCUGCUUGUAAGCUGCUAUCGCGAGACAAUGCGCCUCGUGAACCAAUCCGUCAGCAUGCGCCGCAUCCUCGAAGACAUAACCCUCGCGACCCCGGAAGGAAACACAUAUAUCCUCAAAAAAGGCACAGAUAUCCAGCUGCCCGCCGGCGUGGCGCACUACGAGCAGAGUGUCUGGGGCGACGACGUCAAGACCUUCGACCCGGCGCGCUUCCUCGCGUCCUCCAAGGGAAGCCCCGACGAGGAGCGAAGACGCAAAGCAGCGUACAUACCCUUCGGCGGCGGCCGUCACCUGUGUCCCGGCCGCAACUUUGCCUUUGCAGAGAUUGUCGGUUUCGCGGCUUCUCUGCUCCUCGGCUUCGAAAUUGAGGCUGUUGGGAUGGGCUUUGGGGAUGUUAAGAAACUCGGACCGCAGCUUGCGGGCGGGACGGUGCGGCCUGAGAAGUACGGCGCUGGACUGGGUGGGAGGAUAAGUAGACGGGUGGGAUGGGAGGAUGUAGAGUGGAAGUUUGAGUGCUGA